UGUGUGUGUUGUAAGUGUGUGUUGCUUUGAGAGGUGUGUGUGUGUUUCAGUGUGUGUAUGGAGCUGUCAGAGAGGCAGGUGGACCCUUCACUUCCCCCGGUGUAGUCCCCGCGGAGGGACAUCACCACAUACGCACACGGUUACCGGAUUACUUCACGUUAAUGUCGCUUCUUCUUCAUCAUCAUCGUGAACAUGACUUCUGUGUGGAAGAGACUCCAGCGGGUCGGAAAGAAAGCGGCGAAGUUCCAGUUUGCUGCUUCGUUUCAAGAACUGACGAUAGAGUGCACGAAUAAAUGGCAACCAGACAAACUGCGUGUGGUUUGGAUCCGGAGGAACAGACGUCACAGCACAAAGCUCCACGGCUGGCAGCCGGGGAUUAAGAACCCGUACAGAGGCGUGGUGCUGUGGCAGGUUCCAGAGAGUUUAGACAUCACUGUCACACUCUUUAAGGAGCCGACUGCAGACGAGUUUGAGGACAAGGACUGGACCUUUGUCAUCGAAAAUGAGACUAAAGGUCGCAGGAAGGUUUUGGCCUCGGCUGACGUGAACAUGAAGAAGUUUGCGAGUGCGACGCCGGCUCAGUUCGACAUCACCCUGAAGCUCAAACCGCUCUCGGUCAAAGUGAUCGACGCCACGCUGAAACUCAACCUGUCCUGUGUGUUUCUCAAAGAGGGGAAAGCCACAGACGAGGACAUGCAGAGCUUAGCGAGUCUCAUGAGUAUAAAAAUGAACGACAUCGGGAACAUGGACGACUUCAAUGACAGUGAUGACGAAGGCGGCGGCGGCGGCGCCGGCGGCGAGGAGAAGAGGUCGAGCUUUGGGAGUGGACAGUCUCCUCAUGUUACGGAAUUUAAGAGACAGCUGAGCACGCUGAGUGAAGAGGACAACCAGAGUACAAUACCAACAACCUCUGAUCCUCGACCCCCUGCAGGCCGGAGGUCAGAGCCGUUCAGGGCCUCAGAACGGAAAAGAGAUGCACAUUUUGGAUACGAGGUCGUGAGAGCAUCAGCACGGAAAACUGAGCACACAGACGAAUCUUCAGGACAACCUGCAGGCCCUCAUCAAAAAACAGAACCAACAACACCUCAGAAAACACCUGCAGAGGGAGCCGCCUCGUCAGAUAAUUUUACCGCGAGUCCGAGCCUGGUGACAUCCAGUCACUCUCUGCUGCAGUGGUGUCAGGAGGUCACACAGGGUCACAAGGGAGUAAAGAUCACCAACUUCAGCACAUCCUGGAGGAACGGCUUCGCCUUCUGCGCCAUCUUACAUCACUUCCACCCAGAACAGAUAAACUUUGAAAUGCUGGACCCGUAUGACAUCAAGUCAAACAACAAAAAGGCGUUUGACGGCUUUGCUGAACUUGGUAUUUCCCGUCUGAUGGAGCCUUCAGACAUGGUCAUGUUAGCCGUACCUGACCGUCUCAUCGUCAUGACCUACCUCAACCAGAUCUGCACACAUUUCACGGGCCAGCAGCUGAGCGUGCUGCACAUCGACAAGGACAGCAGCGAGUCCAGCUACGCGGUCGCAGCGGACAGGGAGACCCCCGAGGACCCCGAGGCGAUGGUGCGUUACUGCGCCCAGAGGCUGCAGGAGGAGGGGAUCAGCCUGGAGGCUAAUAGGACAGCAGGCCCUGCAGAGGAGAGUCAAACCAGUACAGACGUGGUUCCUCCUCCGAGAACCAAACGGAUGCAGGGCGCUGGGGCGCAGAUACCUGUUGCACCACCCAGGACUCAUUUCCUGUCCAAGUCAGCGUUCUCUCAUGUCAAAGACGCUGAUCUGGUGAAGAAGAGGAGGUCACAGCGGAGAAGUGGAUCACUGGACGAAGGAGAAAUAUCAGUGGUCGUAGCAGGGGCGGAGGAAAGUGUAAUCACCCGGAGAAAGUCAGAAACUGGUGUCACAGAGGGAACAGACGCCGUGGUCGAGGAGGGACGAGCAGAAGGCCAGGACGCCAGUCAGUAUGUGUUGAGUCAGAUGGAAGCUCUGGAGGCCGAACAAAACCACAUCGACAACAGAGCCGGGGUGGUGGAGAGGAAACUCCGACAGCUGCUGGAAACAGGAAGUGAUAAGGUGGAGGAGGAGCGUCUGAUCCAGGAAUGGUUCACGCUGGUCAACAAGAAGAACGCUUUAAUCAGGAGGCAGGACCAGCUGCAGCUGCUGCUGGAAGAAGAAGACCUGGAGAGAAGAUUUGAGCUGUUAAACAAGGAGCUGAGGGACAUGAUGGCCAUCGAAGAGUGGCAGAAGACUCGGGAUCAUAAAGUCCGAGAGCAGCUGCUGCUGCAGGAGCUGGUUUCACUGGUGAACCAGAGAGACCAACUGGUGCACAACUUAGACGCCAAGGAGAGAGGAGCUCUGGAGGAAGACGAGCGCCUGGAGCGAGGUCUGGAGCAGCGCCGGAGGAAGUACGCCAAACAGCAGAAAGAGAAGUGUGUGAUGCAGUGAUUUUAUUAAAACUCCAGCAUGCAAACUUUGAGCUUUUAUAAAAGGAAGUGGGACUGAAUUAAGGACAGGACAUUAGUCUCCUCUCACCUUCUACCUGAUGGAAGGAGAGGAAACGACCAGCCAGCAGGAAGUGGACGUUUUGUAAACAGUCCAAACUUGACAGGAAGUUCAGCUCCGAAGAAAUGUUUCCCAACUUCUCCUCAGAGCCUGAGAGAGAGAGAGCUGUUUGUAUCUUUUAACGGUUUGCUUUGCAGUGUGUGUGUGUUUUUAUUUGUGACUUUAGUUACAAAGUGUGAAUGUUCAGAGUGUUUGUGAACGUGUGUACGACUGACACGAGCCAAGCUGCCAAAAGAGAAAAGGAAAUGAGGUUUGACCAGCUCAGCCUCCACCUGCUAAAAACCAAAAUGUGGUGCCAGAAGACUCAGACGUACAAGGAUCAUGUUUCUCCUGAUGACUGUUACUCAUCUCAAGAGGGGGAGAAGUCCGUGAACUGAUCGAACCUCUUGAAGCAACGUUUUUGAUUCAUCAUAAAACAAUCAAUUGUCUAUUUCUCUGCCUCCAUGGGAUUUGGUUACAAAGAAAUUUUGUUAUUUUUAAACCUGGGCCACAUUUUAAAGAUUUAGAGAACUCAAAAUGUCCACAGUAGAUUCUCUCAUCUGUCUGCAGCAGGUAAACAGGCUGUAAUGUCUGUUUACCUGCUGCAGACGUUACAGUCUGUCUACCUGCUGCAGACGUUGAGAUCUUACCUGGUUUAGAAAGUUACCAGAUAGACCCUUUGUUACGGAUCCAGUGAAGGAGAGGUUGUGGUUUUGGAAAUAAAAUAAAACAUAUUAAUGUCA
Molecule: messenger RNA, 3278 nt
Organism: Labrus bergylta (ballan wrasse)
Lineage: Eukaryota; Metazoa; Chordata; Actinopteri; Labriformes; Labridae
Source: RefSeq, a predicted model, not a curated record